CAAGACGUGAACAAUAAAAUGUAACAAACUUUUAGUGUGAUAAAAUCGCUUACUAACCUUUUCUGUGUAUUUAGCCAAUUUUACAACUUCGUUGCCAUGAUAAUGUAAUGUCAACAAACCCUAAAACCCUAAAACGACUGUAAAAAUGAAGAUUUAAACAACUUUACAGCUCAAAUAAUACAUGAGUUUUAACAGAAGAAUUAAUGUAAGUGCUUUUAUAAAAUUAUUAGCUUCACAUUUCUGCCUUUAAACCCUCCAAAAAUUGGCCCCAUUCACUUCCAUUGUAAGUGCCUCACUGUAACCUCGAAUUUUGAUUUAAAGAAAAGGAGGGACGAGUCGAAAUAAUUUUUUUGUGGUUAACAGCAUUAUGUCACAGAUGCUGUCAAUUGAGCUUAACAUUGAACCUGGUGUAUUUCUUUAAAGAGGGCAACACAUUUCAGUCUCAGUUUAGAGUUUAGGUUACCUUAUACUGAAAUUUGGUUUUUGUUUGGUUAGUACCUUGAGUUCCUUAAGCAACAAGAACACUUCAAGAAGUGGUAGCCAGCAUUUUUACACCUGAUCAAACUAUUACAGUUUCUUUUGUUGGUGUUGGUGUUGUAUUCAGGUUAAUUUGGUGAUAUUAAAUAAUAUCUUUGACUUGAAUAACAGCAGUUAAUUUAGAUGUUGUUUUCAGUGCAUGAGUCACAUUUCAAAACACAUUCAACAUGUUCAUAUAUUGAAGCUUAGUCUAAGCCAUUCAGUCAGUAAGACCGGUCAUUCACUGUACUCUAAAGAAUGACAAAUAUUAGCAGUCUAGGUAACAGCAGGCUUCCUGGUGUCAAAGGCAUUAAGUCAUUCAUCUUUGCCCCAUCUACUUGACAUACAGUAUAUAUGUUUACAUAAAACUGUCAGGCAAUCCAUGUGUCCUAGAAAGUAAAAAAUUUAGUAAUGCAUGUUGUUAUGUUCGUGUCUGAUGUGUAUGUGUCGUCUCCAGCCCCGUACUAUCACAGAUUCUUCGAUAUUUACAAUACCAAGUUAAUUCCGAGACACAGAGAAGGGGAAAGAGGGACGUGGGCGUCGCCAAAUAAUAAAAUAAACAAAACACACUCUUGCUACACAGUUUAACCUCUAAACUGACUAGAUACAAAAGAGUAAAAUAAAAAGGUAUUCAGCAUCCAAGAUGCCCUAAUUACUCUAUCUAUAGCCAUAACACAAAAGGUACAGCAGGUGCCACCUAAAAUCUAAAAAUGUCCUAAAAUACUGCAAAAUUUGUUUUGUCUUUGAAAAUGUUAUAGUGUUAACACUACUUUUCAGAUGUUUUGUGAUGGUAUAGUACUGAUGUAAAAAAGCAAUGACUCAAUGUUGUGCUCUAUCUUGGUUAUGUAUAACCAUAGGUGCAACACCCUACAAAGCCAUGCCAAUAACCACAAUAUCAUACUGUGACUAGGAGGAGGGUGUGGCCUGCGCUGAAUCAGCUGAUCAGUGGGAGAGCGAGAUCGAGAGAGAGAGAGAGACGCAUGCGGCCGCGUUGCAUCCACUACUGCAGAUAUGUCGUCGUAUCAGAUUCACUCUCCUACCUCUAGGCUUUCCAAGAUGAUGGGCAACUCACCUGGCUCUUUACCCAGCCCUCAGGAACUGGCUGAGGAGGCAUCACGCAAGAGGGAACUCCGUCUGUUGAAAAACAGGGAGUCGGCCAGACAGUGCAGACGCAGGAGAAAGGAGCAUGUGCAGAGUCUAGAGACCCUCCUUGCCACGAUGGAAAACCAGAACAAGAAACUAACUGAAGCAUCUAAAGGAAUCCUGUUUAUAUGGCACACCAGAUUGCAGUUCUCACACCUUCCCCUGAUUGACUCCUGUUCCUAUUUUAAUGGUUAAAUAUUGCUGUCAUAUGUGUGUGUUUUAUAUCUUCUGUGAAAACUGAACACCAGACCAGCACAAUAAUGCCUAUGCUCAUUUUGAAAGGUUUUAUAUUGAAAACUAGAUUAAAUAUUUGACGUUUACAGUCAAAACUGAGUAAAGAAUCUAGAGAUAUUUCUCUGAAUGUCCUCUGUAUGUAAUUUCAGAGGGCCACAUUUAUCAGUGUUAUGCAGUCAUCAUUCACUAUUCACACAGAAACUGAUGUGAAUAUAGUAACUGUAAAUAUACAUAUGUAUAUUUAAUAAAUAUGGCUUGAACAGACAUUUAUUUUGCUGUAGACAGUGU
Molecule: messenger RNA, 2181 nt
Organism: Myxocyprinus asiaticus (Chinese sucker)
Lineage: Eukaryota; Metazoa; Chordata; Actinopteri; Cypriniformes; Catostomidae
Product: cAMP-responsive element modulator-like
Exons: 3
Coding region: 1528-1854 (108 amino acids)
Biological process (GO): regulation of transcription by RNA polymerase II
Cellular component (GO): nucleus; ATF4-CREB1 transcription factor complex
Molecular function (GO): RNA polymerase II cis-regulatory region sequence-specific DNA binding; DNA-binding transcription factor activity, RNA polymerase II-specific
Source: RefSeq, a predicted model, not a curated record